This is a messenger RNA of Parasteatoda tepidariorum (common house spider), 1815 nucleotides long. RefSeq names its product cytochrome P450 3A25. Gene Ontology annotation, molecular function: heme binding; iron ion binding; steroid hydroxylase activity. The record is from RefSeq and is a predicted model, not a curated record. NCBI's taxonomy places the organism in Eukaryota, Metazoa, Arthropoda, Arachnida, Araneae, Theridiidae.
AACAAGUAUUUAUUCACACGUCUUACAAGUUUUGCUAGCUGUUUGAUAAGGAAAUUAAGAGAGAGGGUUUUUUUAAAAGCUACCAUACUGUUUGAUAAGAUAAUAUAAUGGCUAUCAAAGAGCUUAUAUUUUCAUAUUUAAAUCAUUUUUCAACAGAAAUGCUACUAAUAUUAAUUCUUACUGCUUUGUUCUGGUGGUAUUCAAAUAAAAAACUUUCGUAUUGGAAGGAUAGAAAUGUUCCUUAUGUGAAGCCACUUCCUUUUUUUGGAUCCCUGAUAGACCUUGCGACAACACCGAUGCAUGUUCUUGAACUAAACAGAUAUUUCUCCUUAGGACCAAUUCACGGUUUUUUUGAAGGUCUUCGUCCCGUUCUAGUAGUUGGUGAUCCAAAACUUAUUAGAGACAUUUUUAUCACGGAUUUCCAGAUUUUUCCGAAUCGAAGAGUUUUUCAAGGUUGCCCUAUUUUGAGCCGAUCUCUUUUAAUAAGUGAAGGAGAUUAUUGGAGAAGAAUUAGGUCAAUCGUCUCUCCCACAUUCACAACAAAAAAGCUUAAAAGAAUUUUGGGCAUAUUCGAAGACUGCUCCAAAACAUUGGUUCAAAAUUUCAAAAUAUCAGCACAGAAAGAAAAACCAUUAUCUGUGAAGAGGAUUUUUAAUGCUUUCGUAUUGGACGUGACUGCAAGUUCUGCUUUUUCUACGAAGAUCGAUUCCCUCAAUGAUUCAAAGAGUGAGUUUGUUCAACAAGUGAACAAGAACUUUGGAAUUAUACAUAAAUCCAAAUUGUGCCUAAUGUUGCUUUUUACUUCCUGGCAUCAUCUUAAAAAUAUUUUCAAGUCAUCAGCUGUUAAUGGAUCUGCUCUACAAUUUUUCAGCGACUUCAUAAAAGAAGUAAUAUCGGAAAGAAAAAGAACUAAACAAACUAGAGACGACUUUCUUCAACUGCUCUUAGAUAUUGAGAAGAAAUCAACCAUUGACAAUGAAAAGGAAUAUGUUGAAAACGAUGAUGAUAUUGAUACUAAUUACGGAGAAAAUAUUUCUGGGCAAAAUAUUUUCCCUGGUGAAUCCCAAAAGAAUCUUACCCACGAAGAACUGGUCUCCCAGUGUGUCACUUUUUUAGUAGCUGCAAAUGACACAACAGCCUCGUUGCUAACCACCACCACACACAUACUGGCUACCAAUGAAAGCAUACAGGAAAAGGCAUAUCAAGAAGUUGCAAAGCAUUUGCAAGAAACAAACGGGAAACUAACAUAUGAAGCUUUGCAAAAAAUGAAAUAUUUGGAUAAUAUCAUGUCGGAGACUCUGAGAUUAUAUCCUCCGGUUAUGAGAGUUUGCCGAAGAGCUGAAAAAGAAUAUAAUCUUGGAGAAACAGGCAUUAACAUUCAAAAAGGUGUGGUAAUUUUGCUUCCCAUUUUGGCUCUUCAUAGGGAUCCAAAGUACUAUCCAGACCCUGAGAAAUUUGAUCCAGACAGAUUUUCUGACGAAGAGGUUGCAAAACGAGAUCCCAACACAUAUCUUCCUUUUGGACAUGGACCAAGGACCUGCAUCGGAAUGAGAUUUGCACAGUUGAGUGCCAAAGUGUGUCUGGUGUACAUUAUUAGCAGCUUUGUUAUCAAGUCAUGCUCCCAAACCAAAAUUCCAAUGGAGCUUCUCAAAGAUUCUUACUUCACAUUACAGGCAAAAGAUGUGACUGUUAAACUGGAAAUUCGAAAUGAUUGCCCAUUAGUUUAAGCUUAAAUGAUGACAAUAACGCUAUGAUUGCUUGGAUUUUGUAGUUCUUUAUCAUUGAACUGUUGUAAUAAAUAAAUUCUACCAGCUA